Acanthaster planci (crown-of-thorns starfish) is the source of this 3159-nucleotide messenger RNA. Its product is annotated as fibroblast growth factor 2-like. The record is from RefSeq and is a predicted model, not a curated record. Gene Ontology annotation, molecular function: growth factor activity. Lineage: Eukaryota; Metazoa; Echinodermata; Asteroidea; Valvatida; Acanthasteridae.
UGACUUGGACUGGCUUAUGAUGACUUGUGACUUGACUUGGACUUGCACUGAAAAAAUGACUUGCUGCCACCUCUGCUGUUUAGACUAGAUCACAGACCCUGCACCACACAAGAACUAAUCACAUGAGGUGUGCACACUUUGAGUUGUUCCAUAGAGUUACAUGAGUUUUGAGUACACAAGUGAAAAAGCAGUAUCCAGGAAAAUGUAGUGCUUUAUGAAAGAAUACGCCUAUAUUAGGAACAAGGAAUUACUCUAUAUGUACAUGUCUAACAAACUAAUUUAGUUCUUCAUGUGUUUGUAAUUUUGAGUGUUAUUUAUAAUACAAAAUAUUUAAAGAAAAAAGUACAAGGCAUUACCUUGUGGAUUUUUAACACAGUUAUAAACACACAAUGAUUAAAAUUUCAUAUGAUUUAAAUGUUAAUUAUUAUUUAUAAAACAAAGUUUCAUUGUGGCUUUCAUUUACUAAGAAAAUGUGGAUCAUAAACUUGAUCAUAAACAUAAAUAUGCGGGUGAAAUCAUAAAGGGUUUUCAGCAGUUCUUAUAAAAAAUGGCUGGUUUUGCGUUCAUCUUAAAGCAUUUAAUUGAUGAAUGCAUUCAAUUCAAACAUGAAUGAACUUCAUUCUGACAGUUAUUUUAUUCUGAUAGUCAUUUCUUUGUAUGUGUUGGCAAAUCUCAUAAAUCCAUGUGGCUGAUCAUCAUUGUGAGUAAUCUGAUUUUAUUUAGUCUUUUUAAUGACAUCUAACAUCCUCACCAUAAUAACAUUCCUUAAAAUCAACCAUCACUGACUUUAAAAGAAGUUUUAAAAAUCGAAAUUUGUAUUGCUUUUUUCUUUCCUUUUUUUUGGAGUGUUCAUUUUUACUUGCCACUGUUUAAAACUUCAUAAAUUAAGAAUUCACCUUGAUUACCUUUAACUAUUUUCUGGUCAACAGUGAGUUCUGUUUUGCUGAAUAUUGAAAUUUGCCUGUGGAAUGUGCUACAUUAGCAAAUACUGUUUAUUGUUUUAAAAGACAGGAACACAGCAUUGCAAGCUAGAAUAAACAUGCAGCACUGCCAUAUGGCAUCCAUCCAAAUACCUGGAAUAUUAUGUGCAAUGCAUGUAGUACUAUGUUAUCUCUCGAGAUGAAAUGGUGUCAUGUGAUGGUGAUGUUGUCAUGUGUAGCAACCAAGCUCUCCGCUAUUGGCUUUAUGGUAUAAUGUAAGUGUCGUGUGAUAUAUGCCCAACAAGACCAAAAUGUUGCUCAACUUGUUAGAAAUGUGUAACUGAGACCGCAUGUCACACUUGGAAAAUAACACAUCGAUUGGGGUGAAAAUUCCCUGCGAUUGAGAAAAUAGUUACCAAAACUGAUAAACUGUAUGGUGUAACAAGCCGGCUGGUAGAUGGACGUUGAUGUGUGAUGACAGAGAACUGUAGGGUUCAGACAUCUGGAGACUGUGACAUCGCACUUCAAGGUUGUGAUCUUGGGAUUUAAUCUACCGAGAUUAGUUGCUAAUGCUGGCUAUGCAUCAAGUGUGACUGGCUUUGGGGUUUAAACUUCUGAGAAAGAUAUCUUGGCCAUUUCUUUGCCGUUAAGGAAAGGUCAUAUUGCAAGAACUGUACUGCUGUGGAAAGAUCAGUGUGUGAAAUAUGCACCUAGCUUAUAUUGCAGGUGUAUUUAUACAGCGCAGUUGCUUGUAAAGAUUAACAGUACAGUGUGGAUGCUGGCCUGAUUACUGGGGAACAGAGUUUUCAGUAACAGACAGCUGCACUUUGGAAAGAGUUAAGAAGUUCUGUGCACAUUUGGAGACUGCAUCAAGUGCACAUCAUGUCAACAACUUCAAUAUUUCCCUUGAGGGAGUAUUACUGUAAGUCAGGAUAUUACCUCAAGAUCAAUGCAGAUGGGGAGGUGGGCGGAGCUGAGAAAUCAGGAGACAAGAAUGCUGUGUUUGAGGUUAGCACAGUGACAUGUGGUGUCAUUACGAUGAAAGCGGUCAACUCGGGAAUGUAUCUUGCAGUUGACAAUAACGGGAAAACACAUGGAAAGGCCCAACUGGAUGCAUCUUGUGAGUUUGUGGAGAAGUUUGACCCAUCCGGCUGCUACACAGUCUUCCAACCCCGCCGCUUUGCUGCCGAGGGCUGGCAUGUUGCACUGGGGCGACAAGGCCAGGCCAGACCAGCUCACAAGAUUGAGGAUGACCAGAAGUGUGCUUGGUUCAUACCCCAAGCAGUAGGAGGGCAGGAUGGGGAUGGGCAGCAGUCUGAUGAUGAGGGUGCUGUGAGGCCUGGAGUGGACAUCGAUGUGGACCAACUGGAACGACUGGGAUUCACACCUGCAACUGGUCUUAGAUCCUAAACUGUUACUGUGGCAAAUUUAUGCACCAGAAAAGUUUUGAUCAUGGGUGUCUGAGUAUAAUGAUACCUCAAGGUAGGAGAGCCAAUUCUGUUGAAUUUCUUCACCCAAUACCCAACUAGAAUCCAUAAAACUAGUGGAAGCACUCUUCAUUAGACAGAAAAUGGCUAUUUAAAAGAGCUAUAGCGCGCCAACAUUCAGUUCCUUCCAUGAGUGUCAUGAAGUGUUUGGUGCUGCCUUAUUUCUACAACAUAUAAUUACAUUCUAAAAUUAGGAUUAGAGAGUCCGAGGAUAGACACACAGCAGCUGUUACGAGAACAUUGAAUUAUUGUCAAUGAAAUUACUAACAGUACAGGACAGGUACAUCAACCUCAAAGUUCAUGGCAUUAGAUAGAGAAAAAUAUGUCCAUUAUGGGUAGGUGGUACAAUGGAAGAAAUUGGGUAGAACGGCUUUUGGUAAAAUCGCCCUAAUUCUCUCUGACUGGAAACUUACCACAGCAAUGGGGUAGAACAAGUUAAGCCUGGUUUCCAUAUCAACACAAGAAAUGAAGAGAACAACGCAAUCAAGACGCAAACUGCAACGCAGACAUAUGGAAACAUGUCAAAUGAAGUAUUGUCGAUAACUCGGACAUAACGCCAACCAGCCUCAGACUGAUCAGCAAAGUUGAGCCCAGUUCAGCUUUGCCGGGUGUCUGUGUUGAGUCAGUGAGUAGGCCUAUACAAACACACAUGCUGACAUGGACGAGUGUACAAUGCUUCUCUCGCUUAGUACCACUUAUUUUGUCCAUUUUCUCCUUAUCACCAGCAUAUGCAGCCCCAAUCGUCAACAAAA